Messenger RNA from Heterobasidion irregulare TC 32-1, 1677 nucleotides. RefSeq lists its product as uncharacterized. The transcript has 4 exons. The record is from RefSeq and is a predicted model, not a curated record. The annotation marks the transcript as partial. NCBI's taxonomy places the organism in Eukaryota, Fungi, Basidiomycota, Agaricomycetes, Russulales, Bondarzewiaceae.
AUGUCCAUCAUCAGCGGAAUACUCGACUAUGUCGAGUCUGUCGAAAACCACGUCUACGCGUCUGUCUCAGAUGUGUCCGCGGAAAUGCCCAUGAUCAAGGAAGCUCUUCAUCGUCUUUGGGUUGACGUUUCAAGGUUCGGGCCUACACUUCCAGACCUCCACAUCCCAGGAUUGGGCGACUUUGAAGUACCUCCUCCGCCUCCUCCACCUCCUCCACCAAAAUCCUUGCUAGAGAAUUCUGCGGAUUGGAUCUCUGAUCAUCCGUGGAAGGCUUCCAUCGGCGUUGGGAUCGUGGGCGUUGGGUUGCUAGUUGGGUACAAUAGUGUUCGUUCAAGAGCGAAUGCACGGUUGCGGAAGAAGGGAACCUCUUUUAGUGAGAGAAGACAAGUCAUAGUGGUGUUGGGAGGAGAUACGCCCUUGGCUUCGCCUUUGAUUCAUGACCUAGAACAGAAAGGUUAUAUUGUCAUCGUCAGUGUUGCUACCCCAGAAGCGGGCGAUGAGCUUGAGACCACCCAUUCCAAUGGAUACGUCAAGGCACUUGUACUCAGCCCCACAGAGCUCGGGACAAUUCCUAUCUUCCUUCGCUCCCUGGCAUCCACACUCUCGCGACGAUUUCCCAUCAACGCUCCGGGCGAUCCGCAUGCAUCCCCAGCGACGCUCCCCUAUAUACACUCCAUCAUCUCCCUCCUCACUCUCCCAUCUGCUUCAGCUCUCCCUCCAGCCCCACUGGAACACCUCCAUCUACGCAACGAAUAUCUCCCCUAUUUCACCGCAACACAUCUGGCUCCACUGCAAGUAAUUCAAGCGCUCUUACCUAUGCUCCGGACUGCGCCUUCGCGCGCGCGCGAUGCGGCUGCAAAUGGUGCUGGCCAGCGGAGCAUCGUGGUUUGUAUCCCGGCAGCCGAGGCUCGCGUAGGCCUACCGUUUGCUGCUGCCCACGCGAUGAGCGCUGCUGCUACGUUGCGCGGGGCCGAAGUCCUACGCCGGGAAAUUCAUAUCGCAGCUUUGACUAGCGCGUCAGACUCGAUGAGUGACAUCAGAGUCGUUGUCGUCGACGUUGGCUCUGUCGAGUCACCCCGUGCUGUCCGCCGGCUUCAGCUCACGUACGAUAUGCGCCGAGAUAUGGAUGGCUGGACGGCUUCGGAGAAGUUGGCCUAUGGACCGGCUUACGAGUCACUUCUAGAAGAGGGGCAUCAUUACAAAAUGACGCGCAAGCCUACCGAUGUGCGCGUGUUUGUCGAGAGGAUUGCGGAUAUCGUGGGUGGGAGUUAUAGAGAUCCUUUCACGAUCUUUGGCUAUGGCUUCGGCCUCAAACAUGUUCUGCGCGCGAUUCGCGGCGACCGGAUCACUGUAGGCGCGGGCGCGACCACCUACAUGAUGGCAUCGUAUCUUCCGACGUCGAUCCUCGAUGUGAUCCUUAAUCUUCCACACUUCCUUCUAUCUGUCAGGAACGCACUGCUUCCUGUUCCGCCACGCAUCGCUCUACCUUUGGAGAGGGGUGUCCCUUUUUCGGUACCGGCCGCUGCUGCCCCUGUGCAGGUGGAAAAGCAAGGGGCCGAUAGCUCCGCAAAUGUAUCUGACCUAGAUAUAUCGGAGACAGGGUCAGAGGUUGACGUCGAGAGUAACGCCGGGGAGGGCGUGGGCGAUAGCUGGGUGAGCCUCAAGUCGAAGGAGUCG